AUGGCAGACGAUAUGGAGAGCUCCGAUCUGGAUCUGACGAGACAGGAAACCGAGUCUGCUAUGCCCAUGUCCACCGACGACGUCAGUACCCCAGAGCCCAAAUUGUUGACUACGGGGACGCAUGUUACGUCGAGUUUGCACCAGGGGCAUACGCCAGCGCACGAAAUAACCCCCGCCCUAAGUUUUGAAGACCUCACCUCCCUCCAAGACGGGACAUGGCCCGACGACACCGACGCGAUGAAAGACACACCCCCGCCGCGGUCGCCCACAAAGACCCUGCUCCCCGUCGUCCUGGUGGCUUCAAAGUACCCGGAGGACAUUGCGGCGGGCCUGCUGGAGAUUGCAAGAAGUUGCGUGCAUAGGAACUUUGUGACGGAGGAUAAUAUGGCGGAUUAUGGGAAUGUGGAGCAGAUCGCGGUGCAGUUCUGUAACGAUCUGAACAUGGCAGACAGGUCGGUCAUCGUCCGCCCAUCACACAAGAACCACACACAGGUCCCAGAAGGAGAAACAUUCACCAUCACCGUAACCUACAAACGGAAAUGCGAAGCUUUCCGCGCCCUGGGACGUAUGCUCGGCACUCUCUUCGAUCUAACCAACGUCGAGGAUCUCGCCAUGUACUUGAGCUGGGAGGAACAUGCGCAGUUCGAGACGUUCGGCGUCAUGUUCGACUGUUCGCGAUGCGCGGUCCUCUCCAUGGACGCCGUCCUCUACUUCCUGCGAACAUGCGCGCUCCUAGGCAUGAACACCUUCCAACUGUACACCGAGGACACAUUCACGGUCCCCGGCGAGCCCUUCUUCGGAUACCUACGAGGCGCCUACACCAGCGACGACAUCACCUUCAUCGACAACUACGCGUACAAUUUCGGAAUAGAGGUGUUUCCCUGCAUACAAACGCUCGGACACCUUGGGCAGAUAUUGCAGUGGCCCCGGUUCGCGGGCGUAAGAGAUACGACGGAAGUCAUCCUCUCGGGCGCUGAGGAGACCUACGAACUCCUCACCCGCGUCAUUGAAGCCGCCUCCAAACCGCUCCGCUCUAAACGCAUACAUAUUGGCAUGGAUGAGGCGCAUGGCGUCGGCGAGGGGCGGUAUAAGCAGAUCUUUGGGGAUAAAGAUUCCGCGGAGGUGUUUUUGGAGCAUUUGAAACGGCUGGAGGGGAUUUGUAGGGAGAGGGGGUUGAUGCCGAUGGUUUGGUCGGAUAUGCUGUUUACAUUAGGCACGGACGUACAAUUGACACCGCAGGAAUUGAUAGCGGCAAAGAACAGCUCCCUGCAAAGCUACUACGAAACCUCGGAGCUGCCGAAGGAGAUGCGGCAUAACAUGCCGGCAGGGUUGGACCUUGUUUAUUGGGAUUAUUAUCAUACGAAUGUGGACGCGUAUUCGAGGAAGAUACAGCAGCAUCGCGAUCUGGGGUUUGAGCCGUGGGUGGCUGGUGGCAUAUGGUCCUGGAACAGAUUCUACAGCGCCCUCCCGUUCUCCCUCGCCGCCUCCGACGCAUGCCUGAAGGCCUGCAAGCGGUCCAAAGUUAAGAACGUGUUUGUGACUACGUGGGGCGACGAUGGAAACGAAUGCGACAUCCUCUCCGCCCUGCCCGGCAUCCUCUACUGGUCCGAACACUGCUACACCGCCGAACCCGAUGUCGAUUGGCAUAUGGUCCGGAAGAACUUUGCGGGUGUUUGUGGCGGGAAUUUGGAUGACUGGAUUUAUGCGUCGAGGAUUGAUGUACCCCUGGAUGCGAUGGACAAGACCCGGUUUCCGCCGAAUGUGUCCAAGUGGAUCUUGUGGAAUGAUCCGUUUUAUAAUUUCUUGUUGCCGCAGUAUCGGGAUCUGAACUUGGAUCGGAUCUACAGUGAGAUCGCCACUCGCCUCCGAUCCGUCUCCUCAGGCGACAUGCUCACCAUGUACCCCCUCAACCGCCGCCUCAAGUUCCCCUACCUCCUCGCCGACACCCUCCGCCACAAAUCCCUUCUCCGCACGCACCUCGUCGCCGCCUACAAGUCCGCCGACCCCGCGCGCGCCCUCUACGCCUUCGCCCACGGCCCACUCGCCACGCUCCGCACCGCCCUCGACACCCUGUGGAGGUAUCACCGCGAUCAUGUCUGGCUCGCGACGUACAAGCCGUUUGGGAUGGAGGUGUUGGAGAUGCGGUAUGGGGCGCUGAGGACGCGGUUGGAGAGUUUGCAGGAACGGGUUUUGGCGUUUUGUCAAAGGGGUGGAGAGGGGGAGGGGGGGUCGGGGGAUGGGGGUAUGACACCACGCGGACCGCCGAUGGGGAUGCAGCAGCGACAGCAGCCGCAGCCCGGGGAGGGGCCGGUGAUGAGGGAGGAGACGCUGCCGGAGCUGGAUGUGGAGUUGAGGGAGGUGUAUCAGGGGAUCGGGUUGGAGAUUGUGGUGGAUUUUGCGAGGGCUUAUACGCCGAGUAGGGCGUUGGGGACCGGGUAGGGGUUGAGCGGGAUGCGGCUUUGAUUUUUUUAUUACCCACCACUGCUGUAUUGACGUAGGGCAGAUAUGGGCUCCCCUUCCCGCUUUUGGGGAUAUCCUUAUGUAGAUGUUGUAUGUAUGUAAAUGCAGAAACCACUCACGAUCCCAACCGCCGAAACCAUGACCUGGCUGGUCCCUGAUUGUUAUGCCUUGAUCUUCGAUUGGGAUCUCGUCCAUCCCAGCAUUCUUUCGUCAAUCGAAAAAAAGGGUCUCGUUAAACAAAACGAAGCAAUAAUCACAAAAGAGUCAAAAAGCAAACAUAUAAUACAGAGGUUGGUUGUCUCUCCCCCUC
Messenger RNA from Fimicolochytrium jonesii, 2770 nucleotides. Its product is annotated as glycoside hydrolase superfamily. The coding region runs from base 1 to 2439 and encodes 812 amino acids. The record is from RefSeq and is a predicted model, not a curated record. Gene Ontology annotation, molecular function: hexosaminidase activity. Gene Ontology annotation, biological process: carbohydrate metabolic process. The transcript is spliced from 10 exons. Lineage: Eukaryota; Fungi; Chytridiomycota; Chytridiomycetes; Spizellomycetales; Powellomycetaceae.